Molecule: messenger RNA, 788 nt
Organism: Paraphaeosphaeria sporulosa
Lineage: Eukaryota; Fungi; Ascomycota; Dothideomycetes; Pleosporales; Didymosphaeriaceae
Exons: 1
Coding region: 169-627 (152 amino acids)
Source: RefSeq, a predicted model, not a curated record
ACUUCAGCAUGUGUUGUGCCCACCAGCCCUAUUGAGGGAGACGGCCCCGAGCAUGUUGCGCAGCUACCGCUUGAGGACCAAGAGCGACAAGCUGAUGGAGGCGAUUGCUGAGCUGAUGGCGCCCAUUUGCCCAGCGCGCGAUGCGACGGUCUGUCACACUUGAUCAGCAUGCUCGUUUGUCAGCUCGGCCACGUUGCGCCGUUGAUGGCGCGGAGGGAGGCGUCUGCAUUCGCGCGGACACCGGGGGUGUCGCGCAGAGGCUGGUUGCAUGGCUGGUUGCUGUCGCGAUGGCGGGGUACAGCGUCCCGGAGGCUUUGGAGGUCGGAGGCACGAUGGCUUUGGUGCCGCGCUGGCCAACGCCCGCGGCACACGACGGCGAUCCUCGCAGGGCUCUUUAUCGAAACGCAUGGGCGCGGCCCUGUGCGCGGGCUUGCGGCGUCGCGGUUGGACGCUGGCGGAGGCUGGAAAUCCUGCCGCCGGCCCUCGCUUACACGCCGCAGCCCCCGCCAUGAUAUCACCAGCAUCUUGCAUCCUACUGUUCUGCCGUCGAGCGGUCUCUCACAAGUGUCGGGUGCGUUGACGAUCUGGUGUGUGGUGUGCACGUUGCCUUACAGGCUCUGCUCCUAGGCCGCCCCGCGCGUUUUGAGUUGUUCCUGCAGCAGUUGCGGCCGCCGUCGAGUCGGUCUCUGACGGAGGUCCACCCAGCUGUUGGCCCAUCUGACUGAGCACCCGCUAGCCAGCCAUCUAGCUUCGCGCUGCUGUAGGUACUUCUACGGGAUAAAGCAAUC